This is a messenger RNA of Camarhynchus parvulus, 2195 nucleotides long. RefSeq names its product N-terminal EF-hand calcium binding protein 3 (gene NECAB3). Gene Ontology annotation, cellular component: cytoplasm; endoplasmic reticulum; Golgi cis cisterna. The record is from RefSeq and is a predicted model, not a curated record. Lineage: Eukaryota; Metazoa; Chordata; Aves; Passeriformes; Thraupidae. The transcript is spliced from 12 exons. Gene Ontology annotation, molecular function: calcium ion binding. Gene Ontology annotation, biological process: regulation of amyloid precursor protein biosynthetic process. The coding region runs from base 563 to 1672 and encodes 369 amino acids.
CGGAGCCGCUCGGCUGAGUCGGGAUCGGCGGGGCGCGACCGGCGCACGGACCGAGCCGGGCUGAACCGAGCCGAGGCAACCAAACCGAGCCACCCUGCCGAACCGAACUGAGCCCAGCCGAACCAUCCCUGCCGAACCCAUCCCUACAGCACCGAACAGAGCCAAACCCGUCCCUCCGGCACGCAGCUGAUCGCUAAGGCACGGAACCAGAUCCAUCCCUACCGCACCGAGGCCAUUUCCGCACCCAGCCCAUCUCUACGGUACCGCGCCUAGCCGUGCCCUACGGCACCGCACCGCGUCCUACGGCACCGCACCGAGCCCAUCUGUACAGCAGCGCCCCUGCCCUGCGGCACCGCACCGCAUCCCGGGGCACCGCACCGAACCCGUGCCCUGCGGUACCGCACCGCAUCCCGGGCACCACACCGCAUCCCGGGCACCGCACCGAACCCGUGCCCUGCGGUACCGCACCGCAUCCCGGGCACCACACCGCGCCCUAAGGCACCGCGCCCUCCGGCACUGCUCCCCUUGCCCCGGUGCCCGCAGCACCGCGCCCGGCGGGACCAUGAUGUCGUGUGCCGAGCUGCUGGCCGUGUGCCUGCUCUCCGCAGAUCGCGGCCCCAAGCCCCGCCGCCAGCCGCUGCCCAUCUUCCACGACAUUUUCCGGCGAGCCGACAAGAACGAUGAUGGGAAGCUGUCAUUUGAGGAGUUCAAGAACUAUUUCUCUGAUGGCAUCCUGAGCUCGGAGGAGCUGUGGGAGUUGUUCAGUGGCAUUGACAGGCGUCACUCAGACAACGUGGACACGGAGAAGUUGUGUGAUUAUUUCUCAGCAUACCUGGGGGAAUACAGGAACGUUCUCUCUGCCCUGGAAACGCUCAACGCUGCGGUGCUGGCAGCCAUGGACAAAACCAAGCUGAGGUACGAGACAGCCUCCAAGAUGGAGCAGUUCCUGACGCGGUUCCUGCUGCGGGAAACCAUGCACCAGCUGCAGUCCCUGCAGGCGUCCCUCGAGUGCGCCGUGGACACCGUGGAGGAGCAGGCGGGGCGGGAGAGAAAGGAGAUCAAGAAGUCGGAGACUUCGGUUGGCCUGAGGUCGGGGAGGCGCUGUGGGCGCAGGGGACAGAAGAACGUCUGUCUCUCCCCAACAGACCCCUACUCUGGGAUGCUGACAACAGGUGUUUGUGUCGAGGACAACAGCCAGUGGAUGGCUCAGAUCAACAGGCUCCAGCAGCUCAUCGAGAAGCUGGAGUGCAAGGUGUGUGCCCAGGGGGUGCUGGGGCUGCCCCACACCUGGGCACAGCCACGGCAGUGCUGGGACCCCCCUCCCAUCCGUGCCAGCACCCCCUCUUCAGCCCUGGCAUGGCACAUCCUGGUGGCCAAGAGGCAGAUCUCGGUGGCCACGAGCAGCAUCGAGCAGUUCCGGCGGGCGGUCCGCUCCUACACCGAGGGCACGGCCGGCCACAGCAGCUGCCUGCAUGUCUCUGCCUGCAAGCUGACUGACGAGGCGUGCUUCAUCCUGUACGAGUUCUGGCAGGACGUGACCUCGUGGAGAAGCCAUUUGCAGUCCAGCUGCAGCAAGACUUUCCAGCAGUCCAUCCUCAGCCUGCUGGAGUCCCCGGAGCUGCUGACCACCAUGCUGUUCCCAGCUUCCUGGUGGAUCAUGAACAACAACUGACCCGGGGCAGCGUCUCCAGGACACCAUCAGCAUGCGGGAGGACGUGGGCACGGCCUUUGUCACCUUUGUCACCUCCCUGUCCCUCCACUCCCUCCUGUGGCCAGCGGGGGCUGCCUGCCCUUGGCCCUGCCGGUGUUUUGCUCCUUUGCUCUUUUCAUGUUAAUUUAUUUAUUUCUCCUGCUCCUAAGCCAGUGUCUGAGCUGCCUGGGGGGCUCUGGGUGGGGUGGCAGCCCUGCCCCGGGGGGAGCACCCCAGGAGCCUUCAGUCCCUCUUGCACUCAGCUCCUCUUCCUCCUGCCUCUGGGGCUGCCCAGGGAUGGGCAGGGGACACGGCCCUGGCCAGCUGUGACAUCCAGCCCAGGGAGCCAGGUGGCCUGAUAUGGGUUGUCAAGAGUGUUUUAUAGGGAAAAAAAUAUUUCCUGAAGUGCUUCUGGCAAGGUGUACCUGCUCGUGGCCUGCCACGCUGGCAGCAUGUGGCUCUGAGGCUGGCUUUGUGCCCCAGCAGCUGUGCCCACGGCUGAACC